Messenger RNA from Sebastes umbrosus (honeycomb rockfish), 2008 nucleotides. Its product is annotated as alanine aminotransferase 2-like. The transcript has 11 exons. The record is from RefSeq and is a predicted model, not a curated record. Bases 233 to 1666 code for a protein of 477 amino acids. Gene Ontology annotation, biological process: biosynthetic process. Lineage: Eukaryota; Metazoa; Chordata; Actinopteri; Perciformes; Sebastidae. Gene Ontology annotation, molecular function: L-alanine:2-oxoglutarate transaminase activity; pyridoxal phosphate binding.
UGUGUGGAUUACUCAUCAAACGAGGGAGCUGGGUGACACAGACAUUUUCAGACAGGGCAGUGAUAGACCAGUUAGCCAUUCACCUUUCUCUUGUGCAUGCAAGAAGAGUUUUGCAGAAGGGUGCAUUUCUAAAACUAAAACCUCUCCAUCUGACCAACCUCCUCAGAUUAUAGAAGGUCGUUUUAAGUGAGUAUUUUGGAAAUCCAAAUAAAACCAUUCCAGCAAAAAGACGAUGUCUUCCCUGCAACAUGUGAAUCCCAGGGUGAGGGGGAUCAGAGUGUCACCACUCAAUGGACUGCAGAGUCUGGCUGCACACAUCACACAAGAGAUCACACUGGGGGCUCAGAAACCCUUCAAAGAGGUGAUCGAUGUCAGCUCAAGUGAUCCCCACAAAGCAGGAAUGAAACCCAUCACAUUUGUUCGCCAGGUCUUGGCAGGAUGUCUGCACCCUCAGCUGCUGGAAGAAAAAACUCUUCCUCUGGAUGUCAGGCAGAGGGCUCAGAGGCUCCUGGAGGUCUGCGCUGGAGGAAGUGUGGGUUCCUAUUCAGCAGCCUCCGGCAUACAUCAUGUCAAGCAAAGCAUCGCUGAGUUCAUCAUGAGACGAGAUGGUGGAGUGCCUUCAUACGCCAAAGACAUCUUCAUUUCUGCUGGUUCUCAAAGGGCCCUGAUGGUGGUUGUGAAGCUGCUGGCCAGCGGAGAGGGGGAGACUCGGACAGGCGUGUUGACUCCGAUGCCAUGCCCACACACCCUGCCAAUGCUACUGGAUGAGGCCGGGGUGACACUAGUGCCGUACCAGCUGAUGGAGGACCGAGGCUGGGCUGUAGACCUGGACGAGCUGCACCGAGCUUUGAAGACAGCUAAGGGGCGCUGCGAGCCCAGAGCCAUUUACAUCAGCAACCCAGGAAACCCCACAGGUCAUGUGCAGGACUGGAAAUCAAUAGAGGAAGUGAUUCAGUUUGCCGCAGCUGAAAGACUCUUACUAUUGGUUGAUGAGGUGUACCAGGACAGCGUGUAUGGAGAGGAGAAAGAGUUUAUUUCCUAUAAGAGAGUCCUGUUUGAGAUGGGCAAAGAGUACUCUGAAGCGGUGGAGUUGGUCUCCUUCCACUCUUUAUCCAGCACCUGCAUGGGAGAGUGUGGUUUUAGGGCAGGAUACAUGGAGUUGGUCAACAUGGACCCAGAGGUGAUACAUUUUCUUGAUAUUCUGCUAGAUACUGAUAUCAGUACCCCAGUCACAGGACAGCUUGCUCUGGAUCUCAUGGUCAACCCGCCAAAACCUGGAGACCCGUCCUAUGACACAUACACACAGGAGAUUCUCCUCACUCGGACCAUUUUGUCCAAGAAUGCUCAGCGGGCUCAGGAGUUCCUGAAUGAUCUACCGGGGAUGAGCUGUCAGCCAGCGAUGGGGGGAAUCUACCUGUAUCCCCACCUGCAUUUAUCAUCUGAGAUUACAGAGAAGGCCAAGAUAUUGGAGGUGGAGGCAGAUGUUCUGUACCGUCAGAUGUUACUAGAAGAGGAGGGUGUGCUUCUAGGAGAAGGGUGUCAGCAUGGUGAAACAACUGGCAACCACUAUCUGAGGUUAUGUAUCCUUGUUCCUCCUGACACCCUAGAGGAGGUCCUGGAUGGCCUGGGCUCCUUUCACCUUCGUGGACACACUUCCUCAGCCUGACAGAGGUGUGAAGGACGGAGACAUGCAGGGGGAAAUCUUGUGACCCAACAUGUAGCCCUCUGUGGAGAAGGACAGAUCCUCAACUCAAGUGCCAAUCUUAGGAAGGCCACUUGUCAAACACAUUGAGAGCAUUAAAGGCUCAAGCAGCCUGCAGAUCAGAUCAUGCUUUGUUUCUUUGCUUCACAGUUUGAUACACAUUUUCCCCCACAAACUUUGACUGUAGGCUUCUCUGGCCAAUGUAUUCCUUUUAGGCAUGAAAUAUGCAAAAGCCUCUUCUUUUUCUGCAAAAUGCAAAUACAAAUCUUUAUAAAUGAAAAAAAAACCUUCUUGUUUAUAUAUAUA